AAAAAAAAUCACGAAAGAAAAUCGUCUCGUUCGACAGAACUUCGCGAGUAAAUUUUCGCUUAUCAAUAAAAUUGUUCCGAUUCGAUUCUUCCUCCGUGGCUAGAAACUCAAAUUGGCAGUCGUUCUCUUCCCGGUGAUUUCCAAUUAAUGUUGAUUGUGUUAUAUAAUUAAGAACGGCGUUCGGCAAACGAUGUGGAGCAAUUCAAUCUAAAGUAAUUCUUGCAUUGGAGCACAGCGAGCGACAUUAGUGAGUGAGUGCUGGAUGGAUGGCGUUCCGCAAAUGACGACGAUUCAUCAUUAGUGGAAUUUUAUGUGCUGGAAAAGAAUCUAUUAGUGCAAAGUGGUCGUGGUCGCAUAGGGGUUGGCUGUCGAGUACUUUAUCGCUAUCAGUCGAAGAAGAUAACUUCCUUUGCUAAGUUUGAUAUCCAAGUUACGUUUGUUCACAGUGCUGGACUGUUGGAGGCUGAUAUUGGAAUUAUAUAAAAUAGAAAAAAGGGGAAGACGAUUUCCUCCCAUAUGCAGGCGAUAAAAUAGUGCCCUUCCAGUCUCCUGCUCCGUGCGUUCCGACGACCUCCUCUCCUCCCGUUGCAGCGUUCUUCAGUUUGCAGCUUUUGACAGUCCUCCUCGUCGUGUCGGUGUCGAACGACGGACGGAUAGACAGUCCACAUAGAGCGAGAGUGGACGGACGAGAUUCAGUGAUUAGCGAGAAAUUACACAAUUUAUUACUAUCUCAAUACGCCGCCCAUCGUCCGUGCGUGAAGUGCAGCGGUGCAAGAAGAGCACCAGUUUAUGUGUGUGUGUGUUUGUGUGGAACAUCUGCACGAACCACCAUUGUGCCCCGGAAGAGCUAGUUGGACGUGAAAGAAGGGAAUCACGGAAUAAGCGACAUUUUGGCUCGAUCAAUUGGAUUAGCAAACAGCAGCAGCAGCAGCAAAAAUGAACUUCCUCCGAUUCGGCCAAUCGGCGGACAUUGACAUCGUGUUUGACGGUGCCGAGAACCGGCAGCACGCGGACAUCAAAACCGAGGAUGGCAAAAAGGAAAAGUACCUCCUGUACUACGAUGGUGAAACCGUCAGCGGAAAGGUCAACAUUACACUGAAGAAACCGGGCAGCAAACUGGAACAUCAAGGCAUCAAGGUGGAACUAAUCGGACAAAUUGAAUUGUACUACGACCGCGGAAAUCAUCACGAUUUCCUCAGUUUGGUCCGUGAACUGGCCCGCCCGGGGGAUCUCAUUCAGAACACAUCGUACCCGUUUGAAUUUGCCAACGUAGAGAAACCCUACGAGGUGUACGUUGGAUCCAAUGUCCGUCUGAGGUACUUCCUGAGGGUAACGAUCGUGCGCCGUCUGAGUGACAUCAUCCGCGAGGUGGACAUUGCUGUGCACACCCUGUCGAGCUACCCGGACACCAACAGUCCAAUUAAGAUGGAAGUCGGUAUCGAGGAUUGCCUGCACAUAGAGUUUGAAUACAACAAGAGCAAAUAUCAUCUACGAGACGUUAUUGUGGGCAAAAUUUAUUUCCUAUUGGUGCGCAUUAAAAUCAAGCACAUGGAAAUUGCCAUCAUCAAACGCGAACAGACUGGAUCGGGUCCCAACAUCUUCACCGAGAACGAAAUAAUUGCCAAGUACGAAAUCAUGGAUGGUUCACCGGUUAAGGGGGAAAGCAUACCGAUCCGAGUGUUCCUGGCCGGUUACGAUCUGACGCUGACGAUGAGGGAAAUCAACAAGAAGUUCUCCGUGCGCUAUUUCCUAAACUUGGUCCUUAUCGAUACGGAAGAUCGGCGGUACUUCAAACAGCAGGAGAUUACCCUGUGGCGCAAGGCAGACAAGACAAGGAAAUCGUUAACGCCGUCGCAAGCAGCUGCGGUAGCCGCUGCCCAUGGUCAACAGGGGGCAAAUGCUGUCGGCACUGGUGGUCAGUUGGCACCGCAGGCCAGUGCUACUAAUCCUCACAUACCGCACCAUUUGGUGGGACAGACACCAGUGAUGAAGGAACCUCUUUUGGAAGAAUUGAGCAAUAGGAAGCCGGAAGAGAACAACCCUAUCAUGGGACUGUUUACCGAGGACAAUUCGCAAUCAGACUUGCGACCAAAGCCGGCCGUCCGGCAGCGUACUGAUGAAACCACUGGCAACGGUGAAGACACUAGCAGGAAACCUAACGAGCUUGCACCGACGGACGCAACCGAAGAAGACACCCUGCCCCAAUCUCAGCAGCAUUUGCACCGGGAAGCUGGUGAUGGGGCAGCAUCGAUUUCACAUACCACCGACGAGGAAACCUCGUCGCUGUUCGAUGCCAACGAUUUGAGCUUCAACGCCAACAGUAAUCCUCCAGCGACACCGGCAGUGACGGCGGUGGCAGCGGCGGCGACGACAAUGACGACGACGACGCCGGCGGCAACGAAUGACGAUGGCUCCUCGAGUCCAAUCGCUAUUGCUGAUAUUGGUUCAAUUCCAGCUGAAUCGGAGUCGAGUCCGACGGCAACGGUGCCGCCAAAACCAGAAGCAGCUCCACGUGAAUCAAAACAACAGCAGAAGCAACUCGAGGAACCUCUGGCGGAAUAAGUCUACACAUCCCUAGCACGGCAAGAGAAGAUUCUCGACUCAAGCAAAAUCAACGGCAAGGAGUUUGUUCUAUUGCAACGCAUGCAGGUAAAUAUAAAUAAAAAUCUUCAGUGUAUUAGCCUUCACAGAUUGAACGCCGAACACCUUCGAUGUGUGGUGUUUGGACUUUGAUUGCAUUUUGGCUCCUUAUACUCCUUCUUAGUUAGAGUAUAACGACAGAAAUGCUACUAAGAAUAUUUAUUAACAAACAAAAAUCGUCGGUUUACGUAAGAGAAAAGUUAACACACCAAGAAACCAAACAAAAUUUAUUCGAAUAGAGAGCUUCAAGCUAAAAUCCAUCCCCGGAAACGAUCAAACAGUGUAGACAGCACCAAUGUUUAGGAAAAAUUUACUAAAGCAAUUCUCAACAGCGAGCCUUGUUCCGGACGUGGACAAGCAGCUGGUACAAUCUUUCUAUACACCUACUAGAAUCUUUCUCAACGAGGACUGUGUGUACAAUUAAGCAUGAAUAACGUAUUUCAGUGAAGCAACUGCUUCAAGGUGGUCUCUCGAAAAUGACUGUUGUUUCGAGCGGGAAGGGAGAACAGUUCGUUGUAAAGUUAAUUCUACUAUUUUUGUUCCGUCAAUAUUUGUUUAAUACCGUGAAGAAAUUGAAACUCAGACUAACAAAAACAAGCAUAAUGUAACAGAAGAAUACAAUGUGUCGAUAGAAAAACAAAUACGAGCAAAUUUUAAGUGGAAUAUUUAAUAACACAAAUCAGAGAGCAAAGCAAAACAAGAACAAUGGAAAAGGGAAGAAAAGUACUAAGUGAAACUACUUUGAGAUCGUGACGAGGACUAAGUGAAGCAGCAGAACAGAAAAAUCGAGCAAUUUGAGAACUGAAUGAAAUGGUGAAGAUGGUUCGGCAGAAUAUAUUAUAUUGAAAAAAUAAACAAGUUAUGUAUAUCAAAGAAGAAA
Molecule: messenger RNA, 3520 nt
Organism: Ochlerotatus camptorhynchus
Lineage: Eukaryota; Metazoa; Arthropoda; Insecta; Diptera; Culicidae
Gene: Vps26
Product: vacuolar protein sorting 26
Exons: 7
Coding region: 937-2562 (541 amino acids)
Biological process (GO): retrograde transport, endosome to Golgi; intracellular protein transport
Cellular component (GO): endosome; retromer complex
Source: RefSeq, a predicted model, not a curated record